AUGUUUUACCUGUAUAUCGUGGCUUCACAGUCAGCAGUUAGCUCGAUCUUGAUAAGAAAAGAGUCUGAUGUCAAGCACGCUAUAUUUUACGCGGGGAAGGGAUUCACACCGGCCGAGAGCAGGUACCCAGAUGUAGAGAAGUUGGCCUUGGCACUUAUUAUAACCACCCGAAAGCUCAAACACUAUUUCCAAGCACAUUCGAUAACCUUUUAUACUAACCACCCCCUGAGGCAAAUUAUGUUGAAGCCAGAAAUCAGCGGGAGGCUGGUAAAAUGGGCAAUAGAGCUGGGGGAAUUUGAUAUCCAUUACCGGCCGAGAGUGGCAAUCAAGGGCCAAGCAGCGGCUGACUUUAUAUCUGAGCUCACACCCAUGAAAGUUGUGGGAGAGUCCUCUGAGCCCACUCCCACGAAAGUUGUGGGAGUAUCCAACGAGGCCAACCGGGAGGAAAAUGGUCCCGGAGCGGAUAAGGAGAUGCACAGUGAGGAACCACUGGCUCAACUCUGGAAACUUUUUGUGGACAGCUCGGUGACGAGAAAUAAAAGCGGGACGGGAAUAAUAUUAGAAACUCCCGAUGGAUUCAAGCAUGAGUACGCCCUGGAAUUCCAAUUCAAGGCAUCCAACAAUGCGGCUGAGUACGAAGCUUUAAUCAGGGGAUUGCAACUUGCCCGAGGCAUCGGAGUGGAAAGAGUGAAAAUAUUUAGUGAUUCACAGUUGGUUGUAAAACAGUGUAAGGAGCCUCAGUUGCACUCUUACCAAACAUUAUCAAAAGCCUUCAUGCAACGUUUUAAAUCGGCCUCUCUCUCUCACAUCCCCCGGAAAGAAAACCGUCAUGCAGAUGCCCUCGCCCGGCUAGCCACCGGAGGGCUCGGGAAAGGCAGAAAGAAGGCAAGGAUUAAGGUGCUUGGAAAACCAAAUAUCAGUAAGACAAUCUCUGAGAUAUUCAUGAUCGAGGCGGGACCCGGAGAGCCAACGUGGAUGAACCCCAUAAUCGAGUUUAUGAAGGAGGGGGUGCGCCCGGAGGACAGGCGGCAGGCACGAAAGUUGCAAUUGAGAUGUGCUAGAUACACCCUCAUGAACGGGAAGUUAUACCGCAGAGGUUACAAUCUCCCAAACCUCAAGUGCGUGACAGAGGAAGAAGGAGAAGUGAUCAUGGGAGAAAUUCAUGAAGGGUGGGGUCUUGAUCUCAUCGGGAUACUGCCUACGGCUCUGGGCCAGUUCAAAUUCGGAAUCCCGGAGACAAUCGUCACGGACAAUGGUACACAAUUCAAUAAUAACCAUCUGAUUGAAUUCACGAAUGACAUGGGUACCAAGAUGGUCUUCUCGUCGGUGGCGCACCCGCAGACCAAUGGUCAGGUGGAGGCGGUUAACAAGAUCAUAAAAAAACUCCUGAAAAAGAAGUUAGACGACGCAAAGGGUCUGUGGGCACAAAAACUGCCGGAGGUAUUAUGGGCAAUCAAAACCACAACAACAGAAGCAACGGGAGAAACUCCUUUCAGCAUGGCCUUUGGCACGGAGGUUGUUUUGCCAAUCGAGACGUCAAUACCAUCAGGAAGGGUCAAAAAUUUCAACGCCACAACCAAUGAGGAGGGUCUCCAUUUGAACAUUGACCUCAUCGAGGAGAAGAGGAAGCGAGCAGACUUACACAACCAAGUCUACAAGCAGCGUGUUGCACGCCACUAUAAUAAUAAAGUCAGGACCCGGACGUUGGGACUGGGGGACUGGGUAAUGAAGAAAAUCAUGACCAAGCCGGCAGCCCUGGAUCCGAACUGGGAAGGGCCGUACGAGAUAGUUGAAGAGGUCGGUCCAGCAACCUUAUUUCUCCGGGAUCAGGAUGGGAUAGUCACCGGGCGCUCUUGGAAUACGAAGCACCUGAGAUUCUAUCCAGUGUGA
Molecule: messenger RNA, 1890 nt
Organism: Fragaria vesca subsp. vesca
Lineage: Eukaryota; Viridiplantae; Streptophyta; Magnoliopsida; Rosales; Rosaceae
Exons: 4
Coding region: 1-1890 (629 amino acids)
Biological process (GO): DNA integration
Molecular function (GO): nucleic acid binding; RNA-DNA hybrid ribonuclease activity
Source: RefSeq, a predicted model, not a curated record